AUGAUGCGCGCAGCCAAUCACGCCGCUGGUUUCACAGUACGCGGGUCGGGAGCAGCUCUCAUCAACCUGUCGAGAGACCGCGCCGUGUCUUCUAUCCCUAAGGGCGAGUUUACGCCUGAACAUCAGACAGGAACCGAGGACAAAUGGGAGUAUCCGAGCGAAGAUAUGUAUUUCAAGGCCAUGAAGCGUAAGGGCUGGGCACCUAAGGCACAGCAGAUGAAGACCAUUGUAGCCAUUCACAACACAGUCAACGAACAGAGCUGGCGCGAAGUGCUCAAGUGGGAGAGCUUCCACCCAUCGAAGGAGCCUGUGAAGCUCAAAAAGUUCAUGGGUAAGCCGACUGAAUACAGUCCCAAGGCCAAGAUGAUGAACGUGUUAGGCUGGUCCGUACUGCCCUUCGACCGUCACGACUGGGUCGUGGACCGAGACGGUAAGGAAGUGCGCUAUGUCAUCGACUUUUACUCGGGCGCUGCGACGCCAGGAAAGCCGCUUUCCGUCUAUUUGGACGUGCGUCCAGCACUGGACUCGGUGGAGGGAGUUGUGGACCGCUUGAGGUGGCAGUUCCACGAGAAGAUCGCGCCGUUUCUGCCCUUCAACGGCGCCAUGUUUGGCCGUAAACCUACGGACUCUAGCGCGUCAAAGAAUGACCAGGGUGGACACUCCAAAGUUACGCCUAAGUCCGAUUAGAUACCCUGCUUAUCUCUGAGCAACUCGUAGCAGUUUAAUUCGGUAAGAAUCAAACGACCACGCCGUAA
This is a messenger RNA of Phytophthora infestans T30-4, 755 nucleotides long. RefSeq names its product cytochrome c1 heme lyase, putative. Gene Ontology annotation, biological process: cytochrome c-heme linkage. NCBI's taxonomy places the organism in Eukaryota, Oomycota, Peronosporomycetes, Peronosporales, Peronosporaceae. Gene Ontology annotation, cellular component: mitochondrion. The record is from RefSeq and is a predicted model, not a curated record. Gene Ontology annotation, molecular function: holocytochrome-c synthase activity. The transcript has 2 exons. Bases 1 to 687 code for a protein of 228 amino acids.